UUUUCUAUGUAAAUAAAAAAAAAUCAAAACACUAUAAAAAAACAAAUUAAUUUGCAUUUGUUAUUUCGGAUCAUCACCACUUGUUGUUUAAUUAAUUAUUUAUUUAUUUACAACAACGCCCAAAAAAACGUGGUGAGAGCGUCGAGACUCGCGAUCAAGAAAGUCGCCUAAGAACCCGAGGAGUUAGAAAGGAGGGCGAAUCCUGACCGUCGAAUGAUCGCAACCAACCGCUGUGAUCUAUUUACAAUUACGCUUUCUGUUAUUUUAUUAUAAUAACUAAUUGAUUACGUGAGGAAGAGCAGAAGAGGCAAUGGAGACCUUUCAAGAGGGUGGAGGAAUGGAGUAGGAAGCAUUCAUCAUGGAGAGAGAAAGAAUGGUAAGAGAUAGAGAGAGAAAGGAUGGUAAGAGAUAGAGAGAGAAACAGGUUAGAGAUAGAGAAAGAGGGACAUUUUGACGCUGCUGUGGCUGUCGUGGCGAGCAUAGGAUAUGAGCACGGAGGACGACAUGCUCUGAAUCACCUGUGUCGUUUUGCUCCCCUUAACCGCGUUUCAUAAAGUUUUUCUCCCUCGUUCUUCGGCUUCUCUCUCUCUCUCUCCUUUUACCCUGUUCUCUCGCCAUUCUUUGCGCGCGUGCUCUGUUCUGAUAGGAAAAAAAAGUAAAGGGGGGAGGGGAGCAGAGGAGCCGGCCUUAAGAGUGGAAGCUUGACUGUUGGGGAGAGGUGUUUGGAGGUAAGAAGCAAGGGAGGAUGAGGAGAAGGGGGAAAAGAUAGAGGGAAAGCGACGGAGAGGGGAAUACAAGAAGGAAAGAGAAGUGAGGUGGAGAAGGAAAGGAAAGGUUGUUGCAACGUAUUCCAAGUUGAGAUUUUGAAGCCGCUUUGCAACGAAAUAUGUUAAAAUUAGGCGAACAAAGUUGUUAAUUUCGCCUUUCUUUGUUCUUCUCUUUUUGUUUGGGAUAGGCGAGGAUGGCAGCGGCGGAGGAGAUGUUGGUGUCGAACAAGGACGGAGAAGAGGAACCCAGCAUUGACACCGACAAACUUAGCUACGAGAUAUUCUCCAUUCUCGAGAGCAAGUUUCUAUUUGGGUACGACGAUGGGCACCGGCUUUGUGUUCCGAAAUCGCCGCCGGCGGCCUCUGUCGUUUCCGAUGGCAAUGGAGCGAUCAAGACCCAGAGAGGAAAGGUUUGCAUCCUCAGCAUAGACGGCGGCGGUGGGGUGGGAAUGCGCGGCAUUAUCCCUGGGAAAGUUCUAUCAUACCUUGAGAAAGCUCUUCAAUCAAAAUCCGGCGACUCGGAUGCCAGGAUCUCCGACUACUUCGAUCUCGCUGCCGGUACUGGAGUUGGGGGUUUCUUCACCGCUAUGCUAUUCGCUACUCGCGACAGCUCUCGCCCAUCCUUCCGCGCCGAGGAUACCUGGCGCUUCCUUGCGGAUAAAGGCAGGCGCUUUUACCGCAAGCCUUCGUCUUCUUCCUCCGUUGCAUCCUCUACUCCGGCGCUCUUCCGUUGCGUCUUCCAGGGCGGUCGUGGCAGAGGAAUGGCCGAAAUGACGAGAGCAAUGGAGAUGGCUAUGAAGGAUACGUUUGGCGAGUCGCUUACUCUCCGCGACACGGUGAAGCCAGUGCUCAUCCCCUGCUACGAUCUCCAGAGCUCGGCACCCCUCGUAUUCUCCCGCGCCGAUGCGUUGGAGAGCGAGAGCUACGAUUUCCGCCUCUGGGAAGUUUGCCGGGCGACGUGGGCGGAGCCAGGCCGUUUUGAGCCGAUAGAGAUGCUGUCGGUGGACCGCUCCACCGUUUGCAUAGGCGUCGACGGAGGCCUGGCAAUGAGCAAUCCCACCGCUGCGGCCAUAACCCACGUCCUCCACAACAAGCAGGAGUUCCCCUUCGUACGGGGAGUCGAGGAUCUCAUGGUCCUCUCCCUCGGCUGCGGCGCGGCCGCCGCAGCUUCUGUGCCUGAAGCUGCCGGUGGUCGCCUAGAGCAUCAGAAGCUACGGCAGUGGGGUGCGAAGGAGUGGGCGCGUCCAAUAGCUCGCAUAUCUUCCGACGGCGCGGCCGACCUCGUCGACCAUGCGGUUUCCUUGGCCUUCGGCCAGUGCCGGAACGCCAACUACAUGCGUAUUCAGGCAAAUAGUCCAAGCUCAGGGAGAUGUGAAGCUGAUGUCGACUGUGAUCCAAGCUCUGCAAAUGUGAAAGUUCUGCUAAACGUUGCAGAGGAGAUGCUGAAGCAGAAAAAUGUCGAAUCUGUUCUAUUUGGAGGAAGAAGAAUCAGCGAACAGACAAAUAUGGAGAAAUUGGAUUGGAUAGCAGGUGAGCUAGUGCUCGAGCACCAGAGGAGGAGCUGCCGUAUUGCUCCCACUGUCGCCUUCAAGCAAGCGUCUCCAAAGCUCAAAACUGGGAAUUUUCCCAAGUAAGCCUUCUCCCCCAUUAUCGUUCCUGUGUUACUUGCUGGAUCCUGCUGCUUUUUUUUCAUGGCAGGCUAUCACUCUCAUUCUUAAUGUUAUGAAAAGAAUAUGCUGUCAAAUAUUCGUGAUAAAAGUUGAUCUCUUUCGGACAAAGGAAAUCCAUUUCUGCUGUGAUUUCUUCUUCAUCUUUGUCUCCAUCAUCUAUGUAUUUAAUAGAGGCCCCAAUUCUGAAGGUCUUCCGAGGAUCUUUUUUUGUGUUUCUGUUCAUCUUUAUCUUUAUUUUUGUAAUUUUAUCAUUUCUGUUUUUCUUUGUAUGAAUUGUAAACAUCUUAGUGUAACUCUCUGAACUUUCCUCUUUUUUUGUAAUUGUUCUUUUCUUUCUGUAUAUUGAUCAAUCUUUAGACA
Dendrobium catenatum is the source of this 2797-nucleotide messenger RNA. Its product is annotated as patatin-like protein 6. Gene Ontology annotation, biological process: lipid metabolic process. Bases 962 to 2401 code for a protein of 479 amino acids. The transcript has 2 exons. NCBI's taxonomy places the organism in Eukaryota, Viridiplantae, Streptophyta, Magnoliopsida, Asparagales, Orchidaceae. The record is from RefSeq and is a predicted model, not a curated record.